AUGACCGCGAUGCAAGUGGCGGUCCGAAAAUUGCGGCGAAAAUUCCUUAAAACCCAUUCAACUGUGUCACAAAUAUACAAUAAUGAAAACCUAAUUUAUGUGAAAUUUUUCAAAUUUUAUCGUUGUUACGACCUGAUCCCGGUCAGUGCCAAAUUAGUCGUCUUCGACACGCAGCUUGUCGUCAAAAAAGCCUUUUUCGCACUUCUCAGCAACGGUUCGUACCCUGGAAUGGGAGGCAUAGGUGAACUAUCA
Messenger RNA from Oppiella nova, 252 nucleotides. The record is from the annotation of a GenBank genome assembly. NCBI's taxonomy places the organism in Eukaryota, Metazoa, Arthropoda, Arachnida, Sarcoptiformes, Oppiidae.